Mesocestoides corti is the source of this 1362-nucleotide messenger RNA. NCBI's taxonomy places the organism in Eukaryota, Metazoa, Platyhelminthes, Cestoda, Cyclophyllidea, Mesocestoididae. The record is from the annotation of a GenBank genome assembly.
UUGCUCUGGUCCCUAUUGGUUGGGUCGAAUUUCCUCAUUAGCUGGUCAUUGCUUUUCGGGACUGUGGAAAACAUGACCCAAUCUGACUCCCAUUUCUACAUUGGCUUAGCUUUAGCAGUUUCGUCAACUGUUUUUAUAGGGUGCAGUUUUAUCGUAAAGAAGGUGGCAUUGCGUAGACUCGCUGCAACUGGUACUCGAGCUGGUGAUGGUGGCUACCAGUAUCUCUGUGACUGGGUGUGGUGGCUGGGGCUCAUUCUAAUGGGUCUGGGGGAGGUAGCCAACUUUGCGGGCUACGCUUUCGCCCCCGCCUCUCUCGUUACUCCCAUGGGGGGCCUUUCUGUCCUCGUGUCUGCCGUCCUCAGUUCCCACUUCCUUGGUGAACGUCUCAAUUUCACUGGCAAAAUUGGCUGUGUUGUUUGCCUAUGUGGGUCUACCAUGGUUGUUCUUCAUGCUCCCAAAGAACAGGAAGUUCAGUCUCUCCACGAACUUAGUACCAAAGUUUUAGAUCCAGGAUUCCUCACUUAUGCAAUUGCGAUCACAAUCGCUGGCAUAGUGUCAAUUUUUGUGGUCGCUCCGAAGUUCGGAAGCCGUAAUCCACUCGUCUUCGUUUUUAUCAGCGGCAGCAUCGGUUCGCUUUCAGUCAUGGCCUGCAAAGGGAUCGGCCUUGGCAUUAAGGAGGCCAUUGAAUACGGGGUCCUUGCUCUCUUACAACAGUGGAUCUUCUGGUUCUUCUUGGUCGGGCUGACCUUUUGCCUGACAGUGCAACUGAACUACCUGAAUCGGGCUCUUGAUGUCUUCAACACGAGCAUCGUCACUCCUUUGUUGUACGUCUUCUUCACGGCUUUCGUGCUGAUCGCAUCGACUAUUCUCUUUAAAGAGGGCUCCUCGCUCUCCCCUACCGAUUAUAUCGGCAAUGCCGUCGGCUUGAUCUGUAUCGUCAGUGGCAUCGUUCUUCUGACACUUUUCAAGGACUUGAAUGUUUCACUAAACGACUUGGUUAAGGAUUUCGCAAACCCGACGCCCAACCGCGUAGUCCACAUUAACGGCGAUAUACCCAUAAAGCAUCGCUUCUCUCCUACUUGGUGUAAAAGGAAGAGCCAUGGUCUAUCCGAUGAAACUUACACCCUCCUCUCCUCUUCAAACGAGUGCAGUCCCGGCAACGAAAGCACUCGCAGCAUCCCACCAAAACAUGAAGUUAUCGAGUUCCCCAAACUCGAACGCCACCACCAAGGAGUUCAUCAACGUACUGGCUCCGGAGCAUCUGUCUUUAAUUUCGCCUCCGUUCCUGCAACCACGGAAAACCACUUCACUGCUAGAGAGACAGCCAAUACCAACCACUCAACGAUUUGGCCCUCGCUCUAA